GAGGCUCACGGGGCGCGUAGGACGUCGCGCCCUGCUUUUCUGCGCACCUCUUCCCCAUCCCGCCCCAGCACUGGCUUGGCGAACGCCCUCCCAUCUCCCUCAGGCCUGACUUCCGGUUUGCUUGGGCGGCCCAGGAGCCGAGUCGCGAAUUACUGGAGGCCCCGUUUCCGGUCGUGAGCCGGUCGCCCUUCUAGCCGGCCCCGUCGCUUCGCUCCCCCUGCGCGGCGCGGGGCUAGGGCGGGCGCUGACGGGGCCGGGUAACCGGCCUUCUCUGGCGGCGGCUCGGCCCUCGGCCUUGGCUCGGCCCUCCUUCCAGAGCCUCCCGGGCCGUAGCCGACUGGCCGGCCACGCCGGCCCUGGCGCCACCGAGGCGGGAGAAAUGGGAGUCCCUCCGCGGCGUUCCCGGAGCGGCUGCCUUUGCCGGGGAAGCGGCGCUGUCUUUGAGGAAACAGGAAGCCCGCGGUGACCCUUAGCGACCCGGUUUGUUUUCGGUCCGUUUCCAAACGCUGGGGAAUCGAAACUCGGCGGCCCUGGGGGCGGCCCCACGGAGCCUGUGUUCGGGCUGUCAUGGAUGCACUGGUAGAAGAUGAUAUCUGCAUUCUGAAUCAUGAAAAAGCCCAUAGGAGAGAUACAGUGACUCCAGUCUCAAUAUAUUCAGGAGAUGAAUCUGUUGCUUCACAUUUUGUCCUUGUCACUGCAUAUGAAGACAUCAAAAAACGACUUAAGGAUUCAGAGAAAGAGAACUCUUUCUUAAAAAAAAGAAUAAGAGUUUUGGAAGAAAAGCUUAUAGGAGCUCGAAAGGAUGAAGAAACAAGUUCUGUGGGACGAGAACAAGUGAAUAAGGCCUAUCAUGCAUAUCGAGAGGUUUGCAUUGACAGAGAUAAUUUGAAGAGCAAAUUGGAUAAAAUGAAUAAAGACAACUCUGAAUCUUUGAAAGUAUUGAAUGAACAGCUACAAUCUAAAGAAGUAGAACUCCUCCAGCUGAGGACAGAGGUGGAAACUCAGCAGGUGAUAAGAAAUUUAAAUCCACCGUCAUCCAACUGGGAGGUGGAAAAGUUGAGCUGUGACCUGAAGAUCCAUGGUUUGGAACAAGAACUGGAACUGAUGAGGAAAGAAUGUAGAGAUCUCAAAAUAGAGCUACAAAAAGCCAAACACACGGUGGUGCUAGAGGAUAAAUUUGCUUUUAGUUUAAUUCAUCUUUCACAAAUCACAGAAACAGACUUGAAGGUAGAAGAAACUUUAGAAAUCACUUGUUUUAUUGCUGAUGAAAUUGAAUCUGAGAGACUAAGAAACUUAAGAGUUGAAGGUGAGUAUCCAUCUCAGGAAGACAAUCUGAAGAGCAGAGAUCUCCAAAGACUAAGCAUUUCAAGUGAUAAUAUGCAAAGUGCAUACUGGGAACUGAAGAGAGAAAUGUCUAAUUUACAUCUGGUGACUCAAGUACAAGCUGAACUGCUAAGAAAGCUGAAAACCCCAACUACAAUCAAGAAAGCUUGUGCCCCAGCAGGAUGCAUGGAAGACCUUGGGAAAGACAGCACAAAACUGCACUUAACGAAUUUUACUGCAACGUACAAAAGACAGGCCCCUCUCUCACCAAACGGCAAAACUCUUUGUCAUGCCACGUCUUCCCCUUUACCAGGAGAUGCAAAGGUUUUAUCAGAGAAAGCAGCUCUCCAGUCAUGGACAGAUCAUGAGCGAUCGAUUCCUCAUGAUGGCACAAACUUUCAGGAACACAAUUCUUAUGGCAGAAAUUCUCUGGAAGAUAAUUCUUGGGUAUUCCCAAGCCCUCCUAAAUCAAGUGAGACAACGUUUGGGGAAACUAAAAAUAAACCUUUGCCUUUACCCAACCUGCCACCACUGCAUUACUUGGAUCAACAGAAUCAAAACUGCCAUUAUAAAAAUUAAUUAUGAAGAGAUUUAUGAUGUUCUCACGAGGUUGCUGUAUCUCCCUCAGUGGUUUUCUUGGGAAAUCAUUAACAAACUGAAAGCGGAUUUUGAUUAAACUUUUGCAGAGUUCUUCAGUAUUUACAUUUGCACAUAAUGUACCAUAUUAUGUAGUUGAUUUUUCAGUAUGAAAGAACACCCUCCAGCUCCAUAUUCUGGCUAAGAAUCAGAUAUGUGUUACUAAUGAAUAAACCUAAGGUGUUUCACAAUAGCUCUACCUUUGAUGAUAAUUGUGCAUUUCUGUCCCUCACGUGAAGAAUGGAAUUGAAAGUUUUCAGACACAGUUUUACAAAGCAUGUGAAAUGCCUAACUCAUAAAAAUAAAGGAGACCAUUGUAUCAGAGAAAAAGCAUGUUAAGUUGCUUUAAGUUGCAUAAAGGAGUAAAAUGGCAGUGUGACUUAGGUUACAUUUCUGCUGACCUUAUAAUGCAUAAGGAUAAGGAAAUUACAGUGGACCAAUAUUAUCUGGGUUAUUGCAUCUAUAUGUGCUAUUGUGUCUCAAAGUAUAAGAUUUAAAGUCAUUUUUUAAUCACGAUGUUGAUAAAAUUUAAAGUACAAUUUGGAUUUUAAGACUUGAAAUGAUCUGCUCGUUGAAGCCAACUCUGUCCUGGUACAUCCCUCAAGUCUUAAUUGAAAAAAAGUGAUGAGAUAGAUAUAGUUGCAAAAACAUGUGGUGUGUGAAUAAACUAUUACAGUCAUAUACGUUAUCCAGUUAGAAGUAGGAAUAGUAUCACAAAGGCUUCAGUCUACUCUGUCCUUCAGUGCUAUAGUGAAAAUCCCAAUGGGUGUGUAACUGUAUAAAGCCAUUUUCUUCAAAGGGUCUACACCUGCUUGCUAUGUAGAGCAGCUUAUUAACUGGUUAAACUUUGUUUUGAAAUGUAAUGAUUUUACUUAUUGAGAAAGUGGUUUUUAAUUAGAAAUUAUAAUCCUAGAAACCAAAUUCUGUGCUGUAUUGAUAUAUGAUAUAGUAUAAUCAUGAAAUGUCCCCCAACGCUUUGAUUCUAAGAGCCUAUCAUUUAUAAACAAGUAACAAGGAUGGCUUCAUACGGAAAUUUCUCUGUAUUCUUUCAGGGUGGUGGUAUUAAGAAUAUUAGUAAUAUAUGUCUCCGUUCCUACAUCUUUUGCCUGAGGUAAAGCGUUUCAUGUAGAAGGCCUUUAUCCUUUUUGAUAGUUCCAAACACCUUGGACUCAAAAGAAUAUUUCAGAUCGCUUCUACAUUAACUGAAUAGCAUACAUAUAUAAACAGUGUUCACCAUUCACCAGAUAUUUGUCUUUCUAUUAUCUUACUCACUUAUUCAAGCUUGUCUGUGAUUAAUGGAGUUGGUGUCAGAUGCUGGAAUUUAUUCUGACCAAUGAACACAGCUGACUCGAGGGAGUAUGAUCUCCUGCCAAGUAAUAGAACAAAACCCAAUAUGCAUAAAACAAAUACAAGACUCCAGGCUUUAGCUGAAGGAAGCAACUACCUGUGUAAUAACAAAGCAGCAGAAACUAUUUGUCAUGUGGCUGCAUAGGCUGUACAUUACAUCUAAUCUCUAAUGUAGCUUACUGGUUUGCCUUUUUUAAAACCAAGAUUGAGCAUUUUCCUUUGUAAAGAAAAUAAGUCGUAUGACAUAAUGGCUUGAUUAAUGUUUUGAACAAUGCCAAGACAUUACUU
Molecule: messenger RNA, 3594 nt
Organism: Physeter macrocephalus (sperm whale)
Lineage: Eukaryota; Metazoa; Chordata; Mammalia; Artiodactyla; Physeteridae
Gene: AZI2
Product: 5-azacytidine induced 2
Exons: 9
Coding region: 568-1902 (444 amino acids)
Biological process (GO): canonical NF-kappaB signal transduction
Cellular component (GO): cytoplasm
Source: RefSeq, a predicted model, not a curated record